CGUCCGUACGUGACACCAGAAUCCACAGUAAACACAAAUGGUCGCUACACCGAGAACAAGCAAGCUAACGACUACCUGAGCAGAAAGGGGAUGGAUGCUGUCAACAAGAGACUGCCUGUCAUAUUGCAGGAAUUAUCCAGGACCAGUUUGAGGAACAUUCAGUGAUGUGCGUGUCCCAUCUGGCGUAGCUUGGAGCCUUUAGCUGAACCCCAUCCCUCUCCUGUCGCUGUUUCCCCCCAACGACCUCCACCAACGCCACCUCCUUCCUCGUCCACCUCCUCUUCCUCCCUCCGGCCACCCCUGUGAUGCCUCCCUCGUGCUGUGGCUGCCUGUCACAGUACACCCAUCAUCAUCUGGUUGCCUUCUGCCUCACCUUCUUUAGCUAUGUGUUGCUGCAUGCGUCCAGGAAGACAUUCAGCAAUGUGAAAGUGAGCAUCUCAGCCCAGUGGACGCCAUCCGCCCAGAAUGACAGUGCGGCUGCUUUCUCCCCUGGUCAGACAUGGGAGGACAAUCAUCUGUUUGCAGAUGAAAAGCAGGCCACUCUGUUCCUGGGAGCUCUGGACUCCAUCUUCCUCUUCUCAUACGCCGUGGGUCUGUAUUUCAGCGGCGUGAUCGGGGACAGACUGAACCUGCGCUACGUGCUCUGCUUCGGCCUGUGUGGCUCCGCUGCAGUGGAGUUUGUGUUCGGCACUUUGACUGAAUGGCUCCACAUCUACAACAUCUAUCUGUACUGCAGCCUGUGGGUGCUGAACGGCCUGCUGCAGUCCGCCGUCUGGCCCUGCGUGGUGGCCGUCAUGGGCAACUGGUUCGGCAAGACGGGGCGUGGCUUUGUGUUUGGCCUGUGGAGCGCGUGCGCCUCUGUCGGUAACAUCCUGGGCGCCUUCUUGGCAUCCAGCGUGCUCAAGUAUGGAUACGAGUAUGCCUUCCUGGUGACCUCAGUGGUGCAGUUUGCAGGUGGGGUGGUGGUGUUCUUUGGCCUGCUCACAUCUCCAAAAGAAGUCGGUCUGAGUUUGGAGUCAGAGACUGGACUCAGCCCUGUGGAGACGGACACAGACAGCCACAGACCUCUGAUGAGCGAUGAGGAUGAUGAGGUGGAAGCGGAGGCGUACGCCAGACGAUACCAGUCAGUCCAGCAGCCGGACGAACCUCCGGCCGAGUCCCCUCAAGCUGUCAGCUUCUUUCAGGCUUUCUGUCUGCCUGGAGUGCUGCCUUAUUCCCUGGCGUAUGCCUGUCUGAAGCUGGUCAACUACUCCUUCUUCUUCUGGCUUCCUUUCUACCUGAGCAACAACUACGGCUGGAAGGAGGCCGAGGCCGACCGUCUGUCUGUGUGGUACGAUGUCGGAGGAAUCAUCGGGGGAACACUUCAGGGUCUGAUCUCUGACUUCAUGGGAAAGAGAUCACCGGUGUUGGCCAUAAGUCUGGCGCUAGCAAUGGGAGCUCUGGUGGGAUACAGCCACUCGCCUAAUGACCAGGUGAUUAACGCAGCGCUGUUGGCCACCACAGGCUUCUUUAUCGGCGGCCCAUCCAACAUGAUCAGCUCGGCCAUAUCUGCCGACCUGGGGAGACAGGAGGCUCUCAGGGGCAGUCAGGAGGCUCUGGCUACCGUUACCGGCAUAGUGGAUGGAACUGGAAGUAUAGGAGCUGCUGGAGGACAGUACCUGGUGUCCCUGAUUGAGAGCAAGCUGGGCUGGAUGUAUGUCUUCUACUUCUUUGUUGUCAUGACAGGGGGCAGCAUUGUGUUCAUCACUCCGCUGAUCCUCAGGGAAGUGCGAGCCAUGUGGAGAGACAGACGAGCGCUGCACCGCCAGCUGUGAAAGCCUCAACAUCUGCCAGGCAUAAUGUUUUCUCUUAUCGGGGCUUAUCACAGCAGGGCUGCUCAGAGUUUCGAGAUGCGAAAAGCCACGACGGUGAAGGUGCCCUGGAGUUUUCAAGAGCCGUAGGUUUGUCUCUUAACACCCAUGUGCACAGACCAAGACUCUUUGAACACAACACUGACGUCUUAUCCACUCACUAAAAGCCUAAAAUGUAAAUGUACACCUCCUGUAGGAUGAAUGCAAGGAUUUAGAGCUGAAGUGCCUGAUUGAAAGAAGCUUUCAGGCCUCGCAGGGCCAACACAGAAUUUACUCGUGUAUAUAUUUUAGGUUUUAAACGGUUGUAAAUACUUUUUUACAUGCACUAUAGUUGUACUUGAAUCUAGAUUAAUCAAUUUAAACUUUUAACCCAGAAGUUCUUAACUUCAGGAUCAGGCCCUCGGGAGAUAUUUUGGGGUUCAGAAUUGCCUAAAGAAUGUGAUUUAAUAAUUGUAAUGUUGAAAUAUAUUGUCAACUUUUGUACAUAUGUAUGAUAUUUUAGUUGUUUUUGGUUGAAAUGAUGAAUAUUGCACUCUUGAAGUCUUACGGUAAUUAAGCAAAGUCUGAAAAGAUUUUAGUGAUCAGCUUAGGUCUCAGCUGGGUUUUGGGAAACUUUCGCCUCACAGCCACUUUCUUUCUCUCCUUUACAUUUUAAUGUAAUCAGGGUCAGAAACUGUACUGUUAAGUGUUUUCUUCGGGGGGCAGGGUCCUCUCAUUACUGUGUACGUGUCAGUCUGACUUGAUAAUUGCUCAUCAUUCCAGUUUCACUUUUUGUUCACUGGAAUGUUUACUCCUCCAUUUUUAGUGUCUUUAUCUCUCACCUUUGGUUUACAGUGCAGCGACACAUUUCAGUGUGAACUACACUGACUCUUCAGAAAAAGCUUUGUCUGAUUGUAGCAGAGGCUGCACAUUCGUUUGUUUGAUGAACUUGACUCAGUCUGUCUGUUAGUUAUUACAUUUUAACAACCAUUGAAGGUAAAACAGUUCUCUUUUUAUGGUGUAUUUACUGACAUAUAAAUGGUGGGAAAAUUAUCGUACAACACCAGCCUUAUGCUAGUGAAUGUUUGGACAAGUUAUCUACUUUACGGGACACUGUGGUCCAUAACCAGCCAACAUUUGGAGAAUGAUUGCUUUUGGUUCAAAUCAGUAAAACUGUAGAAUUGUCGACACAACAGGUCAUUUGUUUCCUUGCACAGAGAUUCACAAAUCAUCAUGUAAAUUGCUUUUAACAUGUGGGAAGAGGGGUAUUAGGGCAUGUUUAUAUUAUUGUCAAACCUGGAGAGACGGAGCUUAAAGUGAGACUUGCCAAGCUCAUGUAACAGAAUGUAAAUUGGAAUGUGUUACUCUACCUGUGGUGUAUUUUUAAAUUUGUUUUAUUUUUAUUUAUGUGUACUUUUCAAGUUUUAACCAAUGUAAAUGCAAUUUUCCUGUGAAAUAAAUGCAAGUUACAUUUUGCAAAAUCCGA
Messenger RNA from Thunnus maccoyii (southern bluefin tuna), 3315 nucleotides. It is a transcript of the gene slc37a3, whose product is annotated as solute carrier family 37 member 3. Lineage: Eukaryota; Metazoa; Chordata; Actinopteri; Scombriformes; Scombridae. The record is from RefSeq and is a predicted model, not a curated record. The transcript has 15 exons. Gene Ontology annotation, cellular component: endoplasmic reticulum membrane. Bases 306 to 1814 code for a protein of 502 amino acids. Gene Ontology annotation, molecular function: transmembrane transporter activity. Gene Ontology annotation, biological process: transmembrane transport.